Mucor velutinosus is the source of this 1557-nucleotide messenger RNA. RefSeq lists its product as uncharacterized. Gene Ontology annotation, biological process: sterol metabolic process. Gene Ontology annotation, molecular function: monooxygenase activity; iron ion binding; heme binding. The transcript has 4 exons. The record is from RefSeq and is a predicted model, not a curated record. NCBI's taxonomy places the organism in Eukaryota, Fungi, Mucoromycota, Mucoromycetes, Mucorales, Mucoraceae. Bases 1 to 1557 code for a protein of 518 amino acids.
AUGUCUUCAUCAAGCAUUUUCGAUCCUCGCUCUAUUGAAUCAGCAAAGAAUACAGUCGCUUCGUUCAUGAAGACCGCCUUCUCUCAGCAAAACGUAUCAGCCACUGCUGUUAUCUGUUCAGCCGUAGUUGGUUUGUUUGCUUAUGAGCAAUAUGUCUAUCUUAAGAAGAAAAAGUCGUUGCCUGGACCCAGCUUCAAGAUUCCAAUCAUUGGCGCUUUCAUGGACUCUCUUUACCCUACAUUUGAAGGCUACAUGAGCAAAUGGAAGAGUGGUGAAUUAUCAUGUGUUAGCGUGUUUGACAGAUUCGUAGUCAUCGCUUCCACCUGUGAAUUGAGCCGUAAGAUCCUCAACUCUCCUGCCUAUGUGUCUCCUGCUGUUGUUGAUUCCAUGAAGUAUAUUCUUUGUGACGAUAACUGGGUUUUCUUGGGUGGUAAGGCUCAUGUGGACUACCGUAAGGGGUUAAAUGUUUUGUUUACUCGCAAAGCAUUGGGCAUCUAUAUUCCCAUUCAAGAGAGAGUUUACCAAAAGCACUUUGAUGAGUGGCUCGCUUUAGGUGGCGUUUCAGAACAAUAUCAACUGCGCUUCCGUGAGCUCAACAUGGAGGCCUCUCUUCGUGUCUUUAUGGGCGAUUACAUGUCUGAUGAAGUUGCAUCUACCAUCUCCCAAGAAUACUUCAACAUUACUGCUGCAUUAGAACUUGUCAACUUCCCUAUUCCUUUGCCUGGCACAAAGGUCUACAAAGCUAUCCAAUCUCGCAAGUACAUUGUCAAGCACUUUAUUGAGAGUAUCAAGGAUAGUCGUAUCAGAAUGGCUGAAAAGGGCGCCGAAAUCAAGUCUAUGAUGGAUGCUUGGAUCAACUCUAUGAAUGAAUAUGAAGUUGAAUGUGCUGAGGCUGGCAAGCCUGCACCCAGAAAGUUUGAUGACCGUGAAAUCGCUUUGACUCUUUUGACCUUCCUCUUUGCUUCUCAAGAUGCUACCUCGUCUGCUUUGACUUGGGCUUAUCAAUUAUUAGCUGACCAUCCUGAAGUGCUCAAGAAGGUAUACGCUGAACAAGUUCAAGUUCGCAAGGGCGAUCUCAAGCAAGAACUCACUUUGGAGCAAAUGGAGGAAAGCACUUAUCUUCGCCAAGUUGUCAAAGAAAUUCUUCGUCUCCGUCCUCCUGUAUUGAUGGUUCCUUAUCAAACUACUCGUGAAUGGCCCCUUACCCCUAAUUAUACUGUCCCCAAGGGCUCUAUGGUCAUUCCUACUACUUAUCCUGCUCUUCACGAUCCUACCGCAUAUCCUAACCCUGAUGCUUUUGACCCCGAUAGAUGGGGACCUAACGGUAUCGCCGAAAAGUUCCCCAAGAACUUUAUGGUAUUUGGCAAUGGCCCUCAUCACUGUCUUGGCAAAGAAUUUGCCAUUAUGCACUUGAUGGCUGUCAUUGCCCAAUCAUCUCUCCAAUUAGAAUGGACACAUACACGUACUGAGAAGAGCGAUGAUAUCUCUAUUUUCGCUACUAUUUACCCUCAAGAUGGUUGUAUCAUGAGCUUCAGACCCAAGAGCACCACCGCUUAA